CCCUCUGAUGUCACCAGGCUGGAGGAGGUAAUGAUGAGAGAAAAAAAGUGAAAGCGAGAGAGAGAGAGAGAGACUGAGAGAGAGAAAGAGAGAGAGAGACUUAACUUCAUUCUCAGCUGUUAUCAUUACUAUUGUAUGCUGUUUCCCAGCUCUACACUGAAGAUGACAUCGGCAGGAAUAUUGAGCACUUCUGGGAAAAGGAAGAGUAAGAGGUCUUAUGUAAAAGGCUCCCUGUUUUUUCUUUUACUGCACAUGUUUAAUGGCACAUCAGCUACAGAUGGGACAGUGACUACGGUCCCAUCUCCAGUAACCAGCAAUACAGAGAUUUCAACUGCUUCCGCUACUACAGGACAUAUGACAUCUGUAGCUUUAGUUUCGAAUGACCCAACAACUGCGCUCACAGCUACUCCAAUCAGCCAAAGCCAUGCAGUAACCAGCAAUCCAGAGACUUCAACUCAUAUCAAUGCUACAGAACAGAUGACAUCUGUGGAAACUCAGAACUUCACUGAAAACAUCACAUCUGAACAUUUAGAUUCAAUGAAUACAUCCUCAUUAGCAGAUAAUGACACUAUGUUAUCCUGUCCAGAAUUUACCUGUACUAAUGACUGUCACGCCAAAUUCAUGAACAGGACCUUGAAUCCCUGCCCACCCGCCGCAUCUUUCUGUGAGUUAAUCCAUCAGAACGGGAGUCACACCGUUCAGUGCAGUGUCAGGUGCGCCAUGUCCUGUGGGAAUCCCCCAGUCACUAAUUGCUCUCUGGGCUGCUGCAACACCACUGACUGUCUCAACCACGCUCUCUUUAACAUGUCAAAUUCAUUCAGUACACCAGCUCCAACAAAAUCCACGGCUACACCCGCAACCAUAAAGGUGACGGUUCCUCCCACCCCAGCAAAUAAUGGCAAGAAGUGUCAUAGCAUCAAGUGUGAUGGGGCUGCAUGUUACAAAACCACCAAUGCCUUUGGACUCGUGUAUUGUCCUAUUGGUCAGGAUUACUGCAUGCUAAACAAGACAACGACCGGGACCACUGAGUCAUGGCAGGGUGGUUGCAGUACAGAUUGUCGAAAGGCACAAGCAUGCUCAACCACAGUUACCACCUGCUACUUGGAGUGCUGUAAUGCCACUGUUAGCAGCUCCUGUCUGAAACUGACGGGUGAUUUAAACAUGCCCAGUUCUGCCACCAGAGGUCCUCAGUCUACUCUACUCCUCACUGCAUCUCUAGUCAUGCUCUGGAUGAUGAAGGUCCUUACUUGAGAGUAGUAUAGACACAGUUACAUUUACUUAACAGUUCAGAGAAAGCUCAUUUUCACAUUAGAAGUGUGUAUGUUUGCAUGCGUGAGUGUGUGCGUAUAGAUGCCAAAUAAGCUUUUCAUUAUGUGCAUCCUUAGAGAGUUAUAUCAAGUGGGAACAUGCUUGUUGUUGGAUUUUAACACAGAGUCCACAAAGGAAUAUAUUAACACUGGAUCAACAAAUAUGACGUUUGUGUUUACAGUCAAUCAUCUCUAGUUAACGGAAACCUUUCUUUUCUCGCUCUUGUUUUCAUUACUGUACAAAUGUUCUGCGCAAUUUAAACAAAAUCUCACGUUUUUAAUCAUUGUGUGAAUAUGCUCAGAUAAUCCUGAUUAAUUAUGAAAUCCCAAAUUCAGAUACUAUGGUACCAAUCAGGAAACUUCACCCUGUUUACACUCAUAUAAUAAAAAUGCCAAACAAAGUGAAGUAUGCACUUUAUGCAUCUAAAUAAACAUUAGACAAUAGUUAUAUUUAUAAGGACAUAUUUAUAAUAUUGGAUGAAAGUCCAUAACCAUGCAUGGAAUCUGAAAGCUUUAUUUUUGCAGAGAAAUGUGUUUAUUUAAUUGUAUGUAUGUGUACAAAUGUAAGAGCAUAAUCUUUUUUUAUCCAACUCCUUAUAUUAGGUGUCUUUAAAUGCUACUGUGUAAUAUAUUGUGCACAUACUGUAUUAGGGUGUGUUUAGGGCAUGGUAUACAACAUGAUCACCAUGUUUAAUAGAUAUAAAUAGACUCAGUUUUUGUAUUUAUUAUCACAUAUUUUUAUUUGUGUUUAUUACAUAUUUAUAUUUAUUUUCUGUAUGUUAACAUUUUAAACAAUGAUAAAACAUAUCAACAAGUAAAAUUAAAUAAAAUCAACAAGUUAAACUUGAGUAGACUAUAUCAAAAAAGGUAGCUCUCCAGAUUGUUUUAUCCAUUGCUCACAAAAAAGACCCCUGGUUUAGGGGUUGGGGAUAGACUGAAGCUAAAUUAAAAGACACCUAAUAUAAAGUGGCACCAAUGACUUGUGAUAAUAUUUUAUGUAGUAUAUUAAUGUUUAUUGAAACUAUUCACAGAAUAAUGCAAUAGCACAUUGCUCUGUUUCUACUUUAAUCAUUAAAAUAAAGUCACACCAUGUGAUUGUAAGCAGCUUCACGCUCAUACUGUAAGAGCAACACAUCUAAAUAAUUGCAUUUGAAUGAUUAAAUAAAG
Messenger RNA from Paramisgurnus dabryanus, 2474 nucleotides. RefSeq lists its product as uncharacterized. The record is from RefSeq and is a predicted model, not a curated record. Lineage: Eukaryota; Metazoa; Chordata; Actinopteri; Cypriniformes; Cobitidae.